CAAAGGGUUGGCAACUCUGUAAAAUAAUUUUUAUUCUACCUCAGAAUCCAGCUAUAGCCGAUUUUAUAGCCUAUAACUAAUAUAUAGGUCUAGAAUAUAAAUCUAGAUCUAGAUUCAUAUGUCAUAAUGCCUCCCAAAAAAGGGAAAAAAGGUGGUAAGAAAGGUGGUAAGAAAAAAGGGAAGAAAAGUGGGAAAAAAGGCUCCGUCGUUUCAAACGAAACACCAAAAAAUGUCGAUCCUUCAGAAAAAGAAAUUUUGCUUCAAGCAGAAUUAGAAAAAGUUACACUUCAACUAGAGGCUGCGAAGAUCAAGGUUGAUGAUUUAAAGCAUGAAAAUGAGUGGCUGCAAAAUGAAGCUCAAAAGAUUAGGAUUGAAAGUCAUGAAUACAUGAGCUACAUGGAGAAGAAAACCAGCAAAAGACAAACCACAAUUAUAACCCUAAGCGACCAUAACAAACAGGAAAUAAGAAACCUACAACUACAGAAGCAGAAAAUGGAAGAAGAAUUCGAUAAAAAAAAGAGAAAUUUAGAAAAUCUUCUUUUGGAAAAACAACAUUUAUUGGAAAAAACAAAUCAGGAAAUUAAUGACUUACAAGAGUAUAAGGACCUACAAGCAGAUCAACUGAACAGAAUAAAAGAAUUGGAAGAGGAAGUGGUCAAAAUGAGAAGGCACCACACCAAAUGCAUCCAGCAGAUGAAGUCUGACUUCCUACGAGAAAAAAAAGAAUUCCAGCAAAGCUCAGAAGAACGAGUUCAGUGUCUUGAAAAGAAAGCCAACCAGGAGGCAGUUCAGUGUCUUUCUGAACACACCAACAAAAUAAAAUUAGAGAACAGGCAGCUGCGCCACGAGCUGAUGGAACUGAUCAAGAUGACCCGUGCUUUAAACGAGCAUCAGCAGACCCUGGAAGACCAGAAGCGCCAGCUCCUGAGGGAACAAAACUAUGCUCAUGAUUUGAAGAAACUUAGAGAAGCCAGACAGAAGAAGUCUUUCAAGCCUUUAGAGGAGAGUCAGUUAGAAGAUGAGCAUUUGUAUGCAACAGCAGCGGUCAGUUAGAGGAUGGCCAGUUGUAUUUAAUAGCGGCAGUCAGUUAGAGGAUGAGCAUUUGUAUGCAACAGCAGCGGUCAGUUAGAGGAUGGCCAGUUGUAUUUAAUAGCGGCAGUCAGUUAGUUGAUGAGCAGUUGUAUUUAACAGCUGCGGUCAGGUAGUUGAUGAGCAGUUGUAUUUAACAGCGGCGGUCAGUUAGUGGAUGAGCAGUUGUAUUUAACAGCGGCGGUCAGUUAGUGGAUGACUAGUUAUAUUCAACAGCGGCAGUUAGUUAGAAAAGUAACAGUUGUAUUUAACAUAGAUACAAAAGUCAUCACUGUAUUUUAAAAGAGGCAGUUACAAUGCAAAAAACAUAGUAAUAAGACAGUAAUUUGUAGGGAUAACUAUUAGUGUACAUAUUUUUACAAGUGUGAUGUAAACUUGAUGUGAGAAAUUGUUUUUUUAUAAAUGUAACAGGAUUAAAAGUAUACUUAUUAAA
Physella acuta is the source of this 1522-nucleotide messenger RNA. Its product is annotated as basal body-orientation factor 1. The record is from RefSeq and is a predicted model, not a curated record. NCBI's taxonomy places the organism in Eukaryota, Metazoa, Mollusca, Gastropoda, Physidae.